CAAGUAAACUUAUUUUGAAAGAGACUCCCAUUUUUUGAAGUGGAUCAGUCUAACAUUCUAGCGCGCAGCCGAAAAAAAAGGUUGACUGAGCUGAGCUGAGCAAAGUGAGGUGGUACCUUAACUAUUAUUCCUACAAACUCUACGUUUCCGACUCUCGAAGUGGUGCAUUACUGAAGGAAGUAACCCAAAGCCACCAUGGAUGUUGGUAAGAUAGUGGAGCAGCAGGUUAUUCAGGCAGCCCAGGCUGUGGAGGAGCAGAUCGAUGCUGAGAUGAACCGCCUGGACAACAUGGACGAGGACGACUUGGAAAGAAUCAAGCAGAAACGGCUGGCAGUCCUGAAAAAACAGGCUUCUAAAAAACAGGAACUCCUUCAGAUGGGCCAUGGCCAGUACACAGAGAUCCCAGAAGAAAAGGAGUUCUUUCCUGUCUGCCAGAAGAGCCCCCGCGUGGUGUGCCACUUCUACCGGGAGAGCACGUUCCGCUGCAAGAUCGUGGACAAGCACCUGGCCAUCCUGGCGCCCAAGCACGUUGGAACCAGGUUCUGCAAGAUCGAUGCGGAGAAGUGCAAGUGGCUGUGUGAGAGGCUGAAGGUGCGCGUCCUACCCACCAUCUGCUUGGUGAUCGACGGCAAGACAAAGGACUUUGUCGUAGGGUUCGACGACCUCGGAGGGGUGGACGACUUCCCCACAGAAAUGAUGGAGUGGCGGUUAGGGUUAUCUGGGGUCAUUGACUGUGACGCAGACCCUACCAACCCCCCCACACUGGGGCAGAAACCAAAGGGAGUGAGAGGGAAGAAGUCCAUCAGGGGUGGGGCAGGGGACUCUGAUGAUGAUUCUGAUGAUGAUUAACUAUUCCUCCAUCAUCUUGAGCUUCAUUUUAAGUCAUCUUGUGGUGUGAUUUUUAAAACCUGGCAACCAGAUCUAUUAUAACUGCAGAGUCUCUUCCAUCAUCAUUUCUUCCUCAUUUUCGUCUUUUCCACCUAAAACGACUCAGCAGUUGCAAUAGGUUUGGGGUAUCCGCAGGUGAUUCAAUUUGCAGCCUCUAAACAAUGGUUCCCUAUACAAAAAA
Molecule: messenger RNA, 1069 nt
Organism: Branchiostoma floridae (Florida lancelet)
Lineage: Eukaryota; Metazoa; Chordata; Leptocardii; Amphioxiformes; Branchiostomatidae
Product: thioredoxin domain-containing protein 9-like
Exons: 3
Coding region: 196-849 (217 amino acids)
Biological process (GO): microtubule cytoskeleton organization
Cellular component (GO): cytoplasm
Source: RefSeq, a predicted model, not a curated record